AUGGCUCAAUCGACGUCAGCCACUAUUCGUCAUAUUUUGAUUACUGGUGAACCAGGUGCCGGUAAAACAACACUAUUACGACGUGUAUGCGAAACAUUACUUCAACAAUCUCAACAGCUACCUUGCUACGGUUUUUAUACGGAAGAAGUUCGAGGAAAUACUCGCUCACGUAUUGGUUUUGACGUGGUUACCUUAGAUGGCAAAUCACAUACUCCUUUAGCACGAACCAAUGAGCAUACAACAUCACCGUCAGCAACAUUCCCGCGUAUCGGACAAUACAAUGUCUUCGUCGAUGAAUUCGAACGUGUUGCUUUACCAUUGAUAACAGAUAUUCAAACGCCAUGCAUAUGUUUCAUUGAUGAAAUCGGAAAAAUGGAGUUGUUAUCGAGCAAAUUCAAACGACAGAUUCAAACAUUAUUGGAUAAACCAAAUAUGAUUUUGAUUGCUACUAUACCGAUUAAAUCUGUUCCAUGUGUUGAUACUAUUCGUCGAAGAAAAGACUGUCAUUUGAUAACUGUUACACGUGAGAAUCGUUUUGGAAUGACGUUACGGAAUGAAUUAAUGAUUUAUAUCGAAGAAUUGAAGAAAGAUAUAUCAUAA
Adineta ricciae is the source of this 600-nucleotide messenger RNA. The record is from the annotation of a GenBank genome assembly. NCBI's taxonomy places the organism in Eukaryota, Metazoa, Rotifera, Eurotatoria, Adinetida, Adinetidae.